Quercus lobata is the source of this 818-nucleotide messenger RNA. Its product is annotated as short-chain dehydrogenase TIC 32, chloroplastic-like. The record is from RefSeq and is a predicted model, not a curated record. NCBI's taxonomy places the organism in Eukaryota, Viridiplantae, Streptophyta, Magnoliopsida, Fagales, Fagaceae. The transcript is spliced from 4 exons. Bases 240 to 818 code for a protein of 192 amino acids.
CUCUACGCAAUACAGCAAAACUGACAAGUACACGUACUUUGGGUUUUUUUUUGACAGUUUUGUGAUACUCGAACAGUGUACGUUGUCAACUUAGUUACACACUCACUCACACUUUAACCAAAACACACAGAACCCAUUACCCCAAGUUCCCAACUGAACCAAGAAAAAUUCAAGAAUACCCACCGUAACAAAGAAACUGCUAGUUACUGCUAGAGAAACCCAGUUAAAAAAAAAAAGAUAUGCUUGAGACCGUGAAGUACCUAAUCGGCUCAGCCGGUGCUAGUGGCUACGGCUCAAAGUCCACGGCCAAGCAAGUCAGCGAAUGCGGUGGUGAUCUGAGCUCCAUCACAGCCAUCAUCACAGGGGCUACGUCGGGGAUUGGAGCCGAGACAGCUCUGGUUUUAGCCAAGCGAGGAGCCAGACUGGUUCUUCCGGCUAGGAGCCUCAAGGCCGCUGAAGAAGCUAAAGCUCGUAUCUUGUCGGAGUGUCCCGAGUCCGAGAUUUUUGUCAUGUCGCUCGACCUUAGCUCUCUCACUUCUGUCCGAAAUUUCGUCUCCGAGUUCGAGUCCCUCGAUUUGCCUCUCAGUCUUCUCAUAAACAACGCGGGCAAGUUUACUCACAAGCAUGCAAUCUCUGAAGACGGAGUAGAAAUGACCUUUGCCACUAAUUAUUUAGCUAAAAAGGCUCGUUCACCAGUUGCUGUGGACAUUGAAAGAGUCAAAACAAGGCAAAUCAAUCGAUCAAUAAGAGGAUAUACUUGUGACUUUUCUGUCUCUACUAACCUUCAACAUAAUUCUGCCAUAGAUGACAAAUUCUAA